GCAUUUUCAUGUGACUGUGCUGUUUACGGAUGGCAAUCCAAUUGUCAUCAUUAAGAAACCAUGAGGUGGAUCAUUAAACACGGAUCUUAUAUGACAGUGAAUUCCAACUUCCUGCUCGCUUCCCCAUUUACUUUCCUACUGGAAAGUCGGCAGGAAACUUUGGAAAUUGCACUCGCACGAUAGCAGCUGCUGCAACAUUGCAAUUGCAAACCAAGUGCCAAGAACCCAGAUCUCAAUCGUGUAACUGCGGAGACGCUGUGAUGGCUGGAACUCUGCAGACCAAUCAUAAGUGCCUCCUGUUGAGCAUUGUCACAAGUUUGAACGGUUGUUGACAUGGUCAUAAUGCAAGCACCACUUUUAUAUGCAUCCUGCUUUAGUAAGAAAAUUCUGAUUAUUGGACAGGUGUGCUGAAUUUUUUCUAUUUGAGAAAUUAAUGAUACUUUUUUUUGUCUCUACAAUUCUUUGUUCCCAGUCAUGCCUACCUUAAAAAAAUUUCGCGCUAUGAUCAAUAAACGGAGAUUAACAAGAACAUGUACUUUGGAUGAGAUCAAGACAGAUAUCUCUUUUUUACAUCCCCCUCCGAAUGGGGGUUGGGGCUGGGUUGUAGUCUUAGCUGCUGCUACUCACUGCUUGCUUGUCAGUGGAUUUCAUAGCGCCUUUGGUGUUUACAUGCUGCCCCUUCUUGACACUUUUAAAUCAAGUAACUCGCAGAUAGCUUGGAUUGGAUCUGUCAGCUAUGCUUUCAUUAUGAUUUUUGGUCCUGUUUCUGGAAAACUUCUGGUGAAGUAUGGAGCUAUAAAAGUGGCGAUAAUUGGAAAUCUAGUGACCAUAGGUGGUCUAGUGUGGUCAUCAUAUACUCAGAAAUUACCAAUGCUGUUUUUCACUCAUGGAAUCAUUGUUGGUGUGGGAUCAAGUCUGGCUUACACUCCAGGCCUGAUAAUGGUUAGCCUUUACUUUACUACAAAGCGUUCAUUUGCCACUGGAUUGGUGAUGGCUGGUGGGGCUGCAGGAACCUUCGUACAGAAUAAACUUCAGUAUUAUCUAAUUCAGAAACUUGGAUGGAGAGAUAGUUUGCGUGUGUAUAGUGGAAUUCUAUCCAUAUGUAUUUUUGCUGGAUUUGCAUACAAGCCUCUUCAAAAACACAGAGCUCAUCCAAGUGUAGUUGAAAAAUUUAAAACAUCGCCACUAAGAGGUUUUAUAGUUGAUUUAGGUUUAUGGAAAGAUCGUAUUUUUGAGGCAUGGGUCAGUUCUCUUGGAUUAGCAAAAUUUGGAUUCUACAUACCUUUUGUGCAUAUGAUGAAACUUGCAGGUGAUUUGGGUAUUCCUUUGGAAAAAGCAUCCUACAUUAUGGUAGGACUUGGAGUAAGCAGCAUGAUUAGUUGUCUUAUGUUUGGAAAAAUUUGUGAUAGUGAAAAUAUCGACCGACUUUAUAUUAAUCAGGCAUCCAUAUUAUCUGUUGGUGUGGUCUACUUUAUUAUUCCUCAUUGCACAUCUUUUGGCGCUCUUGUAGCCAUUUGCUCCCUUUUGGGAUUUUUUGAUGCAGGAAACUAUGUUCUCCUACCUGUCCUUACAUUUGAUUUGAUGGGAGCAGAGAGAAUGCCUGUUGCGUGGGGAUUUAUGAUGGCUGUCAACGCAAUUAGCUGUUUUGGUCCACCCUUUGCAGGUGCAAUGUAUGACAUGUAUGGCAGUUAUACCAUUGGCUUUGUAGUAACCGGGGUUUGCAAUAUUGCAGCAGCUGCCAUACUCGCUUUAAUACCCUGGUUGCAAAGAGAAGCAGUCCAGUCAACAAAAAACUACAUUAAUGCUUCUGUAUGUGUAAUAACCAAUACCAUAGUGCCUUGGCAAUCUCCAAGUCCUUCAUUAGGGAGUAUUACUUCCUCGUUCACAAAAUCUAUGGUAUCUCCUGAACAAAGUAUAUCAGGCCAUUCAAAAGGAUUCAGCAUGAAGUCCUUUAAGAGCAUACUAAAGUCAGAUGCAACAUCUGGUAAAAAUGUGACGUCAGACCGAAGGAUUUCUGUGGGUACUGUGGAAUAUAUGAAGGUUUUCCCGGAGCAAGAGGACAAUAAAGCUGAGUGGAAGCAAGACUUAACUAAAUCAGAAUUAGCAUCUCUUCAUAGUCAAACUUCCAUGACCCAGGACCUACACAUACCUUGUAGAAAAGAAGAUGGAGUGGUCUUGAGUGAGUAUGAGGGAGAUGAAGAAGAAGCUGAGAUUACAACUGGGGUAAGGCCUGCACAAGAACUAACCGUGCCAGAACUAUUCAUAAGAAGGGAAAGAUCAGACUCUAAACAAUUGGAGCGUUUUCCUCACAGAAAAGAAGAUGGAGUGGCUUUCUUAGAUGAGUAUGAGGAAGAGGAAGAAGAAGAAGAAGAAGCUGAGAUUACAACUGGGGUGAGGCCUGCACAAGAGCUAAUUGUGCCAGAACUACUCAUGAGAAGGGAAAGAUCAGACUCUAAACAAUUGGAGCGUUUUCCUCACAGAAAAGAAUAUGGAGUGGCUUUCUUAGAUGAGUAUGAGGAAGAGGAAGAAGAAGCUGAGAUUGCAACUGGGGUAAGGCCUGCACAAGAGCUAACUGUACCAGAACUAUUCAUGAGAAGGGAAAGGUCAGACUCUAAACAGUUGGAGCGUUUUCCUCAUAGAAAAGAAGAUGGAGUGGCUUUCUUAGAUGAGUAUGAGGAAGAGGAAGAAGAAGCUGAGAUUGCAACUGGGGUAAGGCCUGCACAACAGCUAACCAUGCCAGAACUAUUCAUAAGAAGGGAAAGGUCAGAUUCUAAACAGUUGGACCGUUUUCCUCACAAAAAAGAAGAUGGAGUGGCUUUUUUAGAUGACUUUAUUAGUGAUGAGGAAGAGCAUUUGAGAUAUAUGCCUUCUGCCUCUCACAAAAAAGAAGAUGGGUCGGUGUUCUUGGAGGAUAUUGAUGACCCUAAUGAAUAUCAAGAGCAGCUUAAAAGCACAACUACAUUGAGUCCAAUGGAAGAUGAAACCAAAUCCAAAAUGGCAUCUGAAAAAAAUGAAACUUCUACAUCAUUGAAAGACUCUGAACACACUUCCUCACAGGAAAUGAAAUGAUGUGAUAUUUGCUAAAGAUGAAGUUAACAAUUUACCAUCAUAAGAGAAGAAACAACAAUAAUUCAUUUGUAGUAUUAAUGGCAUUUGAUCUAGCACAUCUGUAUGACUUAGUAGUAGCAAUUUCUUUGUGUUAUUCUGUAUACUUUUUUCAUGCGUGUUUACAUAGCUUUUACAAAUAAUUGUUUUUAAAAUGAUUGUGUUUUUUUUCAUUAUUUUAUAACUUAGAUGUACCAACAAUUUGAAAAGAACUGCAUUCCCAGCAGAUAUUAAAACCAUUUGUUUUCUGCUUUUGGAAAAUAAACAAGCCUUUAAGUUA
This is a messenger RNA of Pantherophis guttatus, 3385 nucleotides long. RefSeq lists its product as uncharacterized. Gene Ontology annotation, biological process: transmembrane transport. Lineage: Eukaryota; Metazoa; Chordata; Lepidosauria; Squamata; Colubridae. The record is from RefSeq and is a predicted model, not a curated record. Gene Ontology annotation, molecular function: monocarboxylic acid transmembrane transporter activity.